UGUCUUGGCAACCAGUGCUCCAUACGGAGGGUGUCGGAAUGGUUGAGUCCCUGAGUUUGUGGCCAACAUGGUUCUUCCUGUUUUGUGGCAGGCCUGCAGCAAAUGUGUAGUGGGAAUUGCUCAGCAGAGUCUAAUCAUUUAUGCCGGGAGAAUCAGCCCUAAAUAAUGUAUGUGCCUUGGAGCACCUGCAGGGUGUUUCUCACCGUCCAAAAUCCGAAGAGUUCGAGUUCGGUCGUUAACAAUAACCAAAAAGGCACAGUCGCGACCAAUAAAGCGGGCGGAUUCUUGGGAACAACCUCUGGAACAAAACCAGGCGGGAAACGGGACAGAAAAGAUGCCUUGGGAUCAUGGCCAUCAGAAGUGUGAACAGAAAGAGGCAUGCUGGACUGCAGCAGCUCUCCGCUUUGGCAGCUACUGGAAGGACCCUUUUAGGACCAGUGAAAUCAUCCAAAUUUAUUGUGGAUGAAAGUAUUUCUGGCAGUAUGUUGAUUUGUUCUCCAGUGAGACUUCUUGAAAGCUUGGAUUUAAGUAGUGCAGUGGGACAACUUCUUAAUGAAGCUGUCCAGGCACAGGACAAAGACUACAAAACUGGGGCAACUACUCUGUUGUUUCUUGUGAGCACUUGGAGCAAGGCUGUGCUUGAAUGCCUUCAGCAGGAUAUUCCCCUUUCAGUAAUAGUACCUGUACUGUCUGAAGGUCUGAACACUUGCAUUGAACAAGUGCAGAGCAUUACAUUAUCAUUAGACACUGUACAGCAAACAUUAGAUGCUGUUCCUAUAGACAGUGUUCCUGUUAACAUCACUUCUUGUACAGCUAGAAGGCACAUUAAUGAAAUUAAAAACCAAGGUAACAGGAUAUUAAGUCUACUCGAAUAUCCUUAUGAAUAUGGACAAGAAUCAGAAGAAAAACUAGAAGGCCCUACCACCCAGCAAGAAAAUGCAUGCAAUUUGGGGGUAAAGCAUAUACAUCCAGGGGUGUUUACUACCUGCAGCACAGAGUGUUUGCAGACUGAAUCAGCAAACACUGGUUGUGUUUUUACUGGUUGUAACACAAUUAUUCAUAAAAACUGCAGUUUGAAAAACCCUCACUUGGCUACAGCAAACCAUAACAGAGGAUCAAAAAUAACCUACAGUAGGUACUUUAGUAAUGAAAGAAAAAGUUAUUCACUGAAAGAGACAGAUCAGCUGGGUAAAUGCACAAAAUAUUCUGACAGGCUCAAUGAUUUCGCACAGUUGGCAAUGUCUCUUAGCCAUGGAAGCUGGCCUCCCAUGAAACUGGUACAGGAUGUUCUCCAUUUUCAGCUGCAGUCUUCUGACAAAGUGGCUAAAAAUCAUCCAUUCCAAUUUAACAUUUCAGAAAUUGUGACAUGCUGCUUACCAGGCAUGUCAGAAAGUCAUUCUUGUGUUCAUCCUGGGUAUAUCACUUUGGUAUGCCCAGAGAAAGCUGCUGCUGUUAAGCAGUUUCAGAAUAGGUCCCUUCGAGUUGUUCUUGCAGAUGGUGACCUAACUGAAACCUAUCGUCAUUUGGGGUUUAACAGGUCACAGAAUGUGAGAACAUGUUUAGAAAGCACAUCUUACCUAGGGAACAGCUCAGGCUCAUGGCUUGACUCUAUGUUAGAUAUUCUGGUUCAGUCUGGUGUAAAUUUAGUUUUGGUCCAAGGCAACAUAUGCAAAAAUUUAGAACAAAGAUGUCUGCUGAAUAACAUAGUGGUAAUCACUCAGGUAGCUCAGUCUGUUCUGAGGGCUUUUAGUGAAAUUACAGGAGCAGCAAGAGUGACUUACCUCACUCAAAUUAAUGAGCAUUGUAUUGGCAAGGGUGUCUGUAUGAACCUCUAUGGAACUCUGGAACUCAGUUGCGUGGAAUUGGAUGGCCAAAUGCCAGUUGCUUUAAUGGCAGAUGGAAUUCGCCUAGUAACAGUUGUACUUAGCUGUCCGGUUAUGUCCAAGAUGGAAGCUACUGAAGAUUGUUUUUGGACUUGUGCUUAUCGUGUGCAUCAUGCCCUUCUGGAUCAAGCAGUCUUUCCAGGAGGUGGUGCAGCUGAGUUCCUGUGUCUCAGCUCUCUUGAGAGCCUAGGUAAAACAGCCAAACAUUCUUCUGAUGCAUUUCCUGCUGGCUCCUCUUGGUUUGCAACAUCUUCAGAGCUAUAUAGGCCACUUGUGCUUAAUGCUUUGGCACAUGGCUGGCAUCAGUAUCUUUGUACUGUUUUGUGUAACACUGCAGACUAUGAAUCAGAGUUUGAAGCCAGCACCUUCAUUCAGCAACAUCUCAGAAAAGCAGAACUGCAUGGUUCACCAUCAGCCUACAUACUGGAUGCAUUUAAAAAGGGGAAGAUGGGAGUAGAAAGUGUUGAAUAUGUUAGGAUGUAUGAGAAGUCUCUGAAAGUGUGUGACAAUGUUACAGCUAAGGUGGAAGCAUGGCGUAGAGCCCUAGAUGUGGUGCUGUUGGUGCUCCAAACAGAUGCCGAAAUUAUCACAGGCCCUAAGAGGGAUCAGUUGCUGAAGUCAGGGACUGCAGAAGAGUUCCUCUUUUUAUAGGAGUUUCUAAGCCUGCUAAUGACUAUGUUUCUGGACUAUGAAACUUACCAGUACUCCUGUGCAAACCCAAAAGUGGAAAUAUAUUAGGUGGAUACAAUUCAGAUUUAUUGCCCACAUGUUUUAGAAGCCAUGUCCAAAAAAUGGGCAGGAUCUAAUUGGGUCACUAUUCUUCUGCUGGUUCCAUUGUGCUACUUCUUUGGCACUUCUAAAAAUAAACCUGAAAAUAGGCAUUUCCACAUUAGGACAGGGCAGCAGAGCUUUCUUCUGUGAGCUCCAUUGGCCUGACUUGUUCCAGAAAUGUGUAUUUCUACUCAUUUUACAUCAUUAGAACCAUAAAAGCUUUCUGUGUGAGUGGUUGCUCCUGCAGGUUCACAGAGGUGAUUGGAUACAGUCCAGUGACUUGUAAGGAUGUGAUUACAGCUGUGCAUGUUUAGACAAAAGAAAUUUCUACAACUCCCUGUGACUUUCUGGGGAAUGCUGGGAAUUAAAGGACACUUUUUAUCUAAGCAUAGAUAGGAUUAUACCUGAAGUUGCGUAAAGACCCAUUUCCACAGUAUUGAAUUGCACCACUAUUCUUUAGAAAUGUUCCCCAGUUAUUGGCUGACAGUAACCAUAAUGUACUAUAAAUUAUGAGGAGUGAUUUCCACUCAUUUCAGUGAGACUUACGCCCAUUUAGUUGUAUGGUAAUUUUGGUUCCUAUCAGCCUGAGAUAUUUAAGUCUCCAUGUUACAGAGAGCCUGGGUUGUGGGGUGGGGUUAACUAAUUUUGAUUAUAUUGUUUGUUACUAUAAAUUGAAAUCCUUUUUAUUAAGUUGGUUUUAAACAACUGCUUAAGUGUCAAAUGAUGGAAUGCGUGUUGGAAGAAAGAGGUAAAUCAAUAGGGUUGCAUGUAUGUAAGCAGUGAAGUGACAUUGAUAUUUGAUACCAUAGAGAAGAAUCUGUGCUUCUCUCUUUGUUUUCAUUUGUCACUCCGCUUUAAAAUGGUUUUGAACUGGUUGCUGUCCUUGAGAAAAAAAGCUACCCACAUUCUGAUUUUACUGGGUUAGGAAGGCUCCAGGUUUCAGUAGGACCUGGAGAAAACCUGGGGUAUUUCCUUUUUUUAUACUACUUAUCUGUAUGUACAAAGGAGCUCCUGCUACAGGAGCACCAGAGCUAGGUUUUUAAUGUGAGCUGACUCAGCUUUCACAUAAGUACACAACAUUGAGACACUUGUAACAGGUUAUCUCUCUUCAUACAUACUGCAGAAUGAAAUUGAGAAGGUGAUUUUUUUUUUUCUUUAAAAAUUUUAAACAAUUGCUGCCCUGCAUUGCGAUCCGGUCCUGUCCACCCACCUCUGGCUAUUUGUAAAAGUGUAAAGCCAAGUGAACUAAUUUCCUAUUAGUCAAUCCAUUGGACUGUCUAGUUUGGCCCUAGGUAGGUGUUUUCAGGAGUACAGCUGAAAAGGAGUAUCUGAGCAACUCACCUCUAAGAGGAGUAAGUAGCUCACCCAUUGGACAGAGCUCUUAUGGGAAAGGCAUGUAAAUAGUGAUAGUUGCAUCAAUUUCCAAAUGUUGAAACAUUUCUAUCAUAAUGCUUAUGUCUGACACCAAUUGUGUUAAGAUAAAAUCUACAUGGUAUAUGCUAUAGACUUGGGUUCUUCAUACUGCAUUCAAAUAAAUACAUUUUAAAGUAUUACUUUAUUAGCUCACAGUGUUCGUUGUGGUUAGGAACUAGAAGCUGUUUCAAGCCCCAGACAGUGAUACAGUUAACUUAAAAUAAUGUAUUUUGUGAGCCAUUGAUAUUGUGACUAAUUCCACUAAAAUUCAUUUUGGGAACAAGCA
Varanus komodoensis (Komodo dragon) is the source of this 4353-nucleotide messenger RNA. RefSeq names its product Bardet-Biedl syndrome 12 (gene BBS12). The record is from RefSeq and is a predicted model, not a curated record. Gene Ontology annotation, molecular function: ATP binding. NCBI's taxonomy places the organism in Eukaryota, Metazoa, Chordata, Lepidosauria, Squamata, Varanidae. Bases 348 to 2534 code for a protein of 728 amino acids. Gene Ontology annotation, biological process: chaperone-mediated protein complex assembly; photoreceptor cell maintenance. The transcript has 2 exons.